Molecule: messenger RNA, 2888 nt
Organism: Orussus abietinus
Lineage: Eukaryota; Metazoa; Arthropoda; Insecta; Hymenoptera; Orussidae
Product: somatostatin receptor type 2-like
Exons: 2
Coding region: 626-1906 (426 amino acids)
Biological process (GO): G protein-coupled receptor signaling pathway
Cellular component (GO): neuron projection; membrane
Molecular function (GO): somatostatin receptor activity; peptide binding
Source: RefSeq, a predicted model, not a curated record
CUAGGACUCUGGAUCGACGAAGGGAUCAGCGGGCCCGCGACGGCCACGAACGUACGUUAAUUUGGCAACACCCUCCGGCACCGCGAGAGUCGUCCCUGACGCAAAAUCACGUGGCGGUAUCGGAAACACCGAAGCAAUUCGGCACUUGGUAGAAAUGUAUAAACAUCGAAAUCGGUAGACCUUAAUUAUAUAUGGCAAUAAAACCGACGUCGCGGAUCCGUGGACGCGACCUCGAGAUCUCGACGAAGAAAUAAACCGAGAAUGGUUCAGCGUCCAAGGCAUUUAGUAAUUUAAUUUCGAAAGGAGUCCGAGUCUUCUCUUCCCGUCCCUCCGAGAUUGGGCUCGAUUCGGCCGCUUGGCGCCGGACGGGACGCAUGCGUCGCGACGCUCCGUUACCCGCGGUCCGACGACGCCCGUAGUUACUCGGCGAUCUCCGUCUCGCGUCCGCGCCCGUCCACGACCCGUCGCCAUGUAACCGCGCCGCCGCGUCACCGCCGCGUCACCGCCCCAUCACCGAAGCGUCUCCGCCGGCGUCGCGGGGCGAUGUCACCGUACGGCGGUGCGGAGGUUCCCCGCGGCCCCGACUUCCCGGCCUAGAGCCACCGAGAGUUUCACGGCGGAGACGAUGAACGGCACCGACGUCGUCUCGGUCGAGAUCUCCCGCAACGUCAGCCAGAACGACUCGAUCGUGCUCAACUGCGACGCGCACCUCCCGGUGGUGUCCCUCGUCACCCAGGUCCUCUACUCCAUAGUCUGCAUCGUCGGGCUCCUGGGCAACUCGCUGGUCAUCUACGUGGUGCUGCGCUUCUCGAAGAUGCAGACCGUCACGAACAUCUACAUCCUGAACCUGGCGAUCGCGGACGAGUGCUUCCUCUUCGGGAUCCCCUUCCUGGUGACGACGAUGAGCCACUCCUGGAUAUUCGGCGAGGUGAUGUGCAAGGUCUACAUGACGACGACCAGCGUGAACCAGUUCACCAGCAGCAUAUUCCUCUUCAUCAUGAGCGCGGACCGGUACAUCGCCGUGUGCCACCCGAUCUCCUCGCCGAAGAUGCGCACGCCGUUCAUCUCCAAGAUGGUCUCGCUGACGGCGUGGGGCACCAGCGCCCUCUUCAUGAUCCCCGUGUUCCUCUACGCCAACGCCAUGCCGGACCGCAACGGGACCGUCAGCUGCAACAUAUACUGGCCCAACUCCGGGGGCAACGAGACCGCCGGCGACGACCCCGACGCCGACCCCGACGGCCAGACGUCCUUCAUCCUCUACACCUUCGUCCUGGGCUUCGCCAUACCUCUGGUGCUCAUCCUCGUCUUCUACACCCUGGUGAUCCGGAAGCUGCAGACGGUCGGGCCGAAGAACAAGUCCAAGGAGAAGAAGCGCUCCCACCGGAAGGUGACCAAGCUGGUGCUCACGGUGAUCACGGUCUACGUCCUGUGCUGGCUGCCCUACUGGGUGAUGCAGGUGGCCCUGACGUACACGCCGCCCAAGAAGUGCCAGUCCAGGAUCAGCAUCACGGGCUUCCUCCUGUCGGGCUUCCUCAGCUACUCCAACAGCGCGAUGAACCCGAUCCUCUACGCCUUCCUGAGCGACAACUUCAAGAAGAGCUUCCUCAAGGCCUGCACCUGCGCCGGGGGCAAGGACGUCAACGCCACGCUGCACGUCGAGAACAGCGUCUUCCCCAGGAGGACCAAGGCCCACGCCGACAGGGCCCAGGGCCACCGCGGCCCGUCGAGGCGCUCCGGGGACGACGCCGACGACGAGGAGGCCGAGAGGGGCCUGCUGAGCAGCAAGACGUCCACCACCGCGAUCACCAAGGCCGCCGCGAUCACCGCGACCGACUCCCAGGAGCAGCCUUACCGAGGGGGCAAGGACGCCUUCAAGAACGGGCUCACGAUGCUCACGCAGGUGUAGGGUUCAUCUCUCGAUGGCUGCCAUAUCAGUCGCCGUUCGUUCGGUGGGUAUUUGUAACGCGCGGAUCGCUGCGUGGCAUAUAUUACGUAUAUGUACGGUGUAACGAUGUCUGUACCACGAGAAACGCCCCUUGUCACGGCCUCGCUGGAUCGAAAUGUGAUAGUCCCUCCAGAAUCCGAUCCCGGGGCGCCUCGCGGCAGGUCCAAACUUCGUCCCGAUCGUAGGAGAGAACUCUCCGUGAUAUCUAGUGGGAAAGAGAAACGACGACACCAAUCGCGACUCCCAGAACUCGAUCGGGUGUAUCAUAUAUAAACUAAGAAACGUAAGAAUUUUUCAAACAAACGGAACCAAAAGGAAAGACUUAUUUAAAUAUAGUUAUUUUCCGGUAAUCAGAAUUUAAAACUCACUAUACGAGACGUUGGAGGUGUAACGCGCAAAGAACUUUGGGCAACCGAGUUCCGUACUCGAAAUAAAAAGGACCUGAUUAUUUGAUAGAAACGUCGAUCCACCAUUCCAGCAGGAUCCCGGCGAGGUGCGGAAAGUAUUUUGUACGUACACGUAGGAAGCCGCCGAGGCAUUUCGGGCACCGUUUGGAAGGAAGUCGAGGAACGCGUAAGUAUAUUUGCAUGGUGCGAGUCGACCGGCGCAAAGCAAGUACCCGGGGGAGGAAUUAAGACCGUUUCCAAACAAUUCUCUCUGUAUAUUAUCGUCGAAAUCGAGUAACAAAUUACGACGUUCCGGCUAUCGAGCGGCAAAGUUACAUCCAAAAGGAGGACCAUACGAGGUAUACCCCGUCCGCGUGUAACGCAAGCAGCUGGUAUAUCUUACAAUUAUCUAACGGGACGUUACACGGGGAGUUAAAUGUGUAAAUGUAUUCGAUAUGCAUAUGUAUAUAUUCUUUGCUUAUCGAGGAUCUAACCCUGAGGCGGAGUCGUCGGUGACGCGAGAGUUGUAAAAAAUAAAUAAAAACCUCUUAAGAUUA